This is a messenger RNA of Pseudo-nitzschia multistriata, 1452 nucleotides long. NCBI's taxonomy places the organism in Eukaryota, Bacillariophyta, Bacillariophyceae, Bacillariales, Bacillariaceae. The record is from the annotation of a GenBank genome assembly.
ACCGUACCGUACGAUACGAGGACUGAGGACACAGCAAACAGAACAUCGGAAAGGAGAAAUUGAUGCCAUGAUCACUGAUUUUCCGUACAUUGUUGGUCAUUAUCGAAAGACGUGAAAGAUUGUGAGGCCCGUAUUGAAGGUUUGAGUGGCCAGGACCACUCUCUCGGGAAAGACAGUAUCGUGCUGUUCUUCUUUUCUUGGAGUAUACAAUAGAGAACCAUGAACGACGACCAUGAAAUCAGGAAGUUGCUACUAAAGCAAGGUGAAUAUAGGAAGCUAUACUCGUCAAUACUCCAAAAGCAUCGGGGUUCCUUACAAGGAAAUUCAGGCAACGGCGAUGCAAUUCGUGGUAACGAUAGCGACGGCCACUUUGAAGACGAAGCUCGGUUGCUGAACCAGAUUUUUCAAACCGAAGUCAAGAAUCUUGCCACGGGCAUCGGAGCAACAGCGGCAACACUGGCAUCGCUCCGAUUUGCCCGCAGCAGGCGUGCUGUCUCUGCGGUGUUUGGAAGUGCCAAAGCAAAGGUCUUAUAUGAGGCCGAGAUAGAGGGGAAAAGGGUCGGGACGGACAACUUCCAGAAGGGUUUUGGUACGUACCAUACUCCGUCGCAUUAGUAUUCAAAGCCACAUGGAUAUAGACAACAGGAAAAUAGACUUUUGAAUUUUCUAUCUGCACCAGAAACGAAAUUUCCAUCGAGCGUCAGUAAAUCAGUUGAUCGAUGCUCAGCCUUUUUUCACUUCCAUCUGUGCACCGGUCUUUCCAAUCUGUUUUCCUUUUGUCUCCUUGGCAUGUCACUCCUUGCGUGCACCAUGCUUUGCCACCAGCCACCGUCGUAGAGGGCAUGUUUUCGCUGUGGGUGGGAUACCGAUGCUACGACUAUGCUUCUGAUUCUUCAAGAGACAGCAUAAAUGCCAUCGCCGAAUUGCCCCUUUGCAAGGGCCGGAGCCGUGUUGCCGAAGCGCUUUGCCCCGAGUGGAUCGAGACCACAAAGACGCAUAUCCCGGGUUCCUUCUGGAAGGCACUCGCAGAGAACAAACUUCAGGAGGAACGAACUUGGGCAGCAAUCCAGAAGUUCUCGAUCAACUGCGAAAAACGCCUGGCUGCUGAGCGAAUUACUCGGAAAGUAUCGUCGAUGCGGGAAGACGAACCAGUAGUGCUGACCAAACGUGUUUCAUCCGCUUAAAGCAACAGCGAGACAACAAUGGCAAGAACAUGAUGCGACGCAGGUUUGGCUCUACGAGAAAAGUAUUGUCCUGCUGAUGUACGAAUCCAAUUCUAUGCGAUGUCACACCUGGGGAUGAUUUGGAAUGACUAUCACGGUGAGCGAUAGAAAUUAGUAGCUGAAAAUCUCUGAGAUACUCUUAGUGAUAUCAAAACACGAAGGCGUACUGAGUACCAAUCCAUAAGCGCUAAGCGAAAACGGCUGAGACCAACAAACAACUUAAGACAGA